Molecule: messenger RNA, 818 nt
Organism: Carassius auratus (goldfish)
Lineage: Eukaryota; Metazoa; Chordata; Actinopteri; Cypriniformes; Cyprinidae
Gene: fam167b
Product: family with sequence similarity 167 member B
Exons: 2
Coding region: 137-703 (188 amino acids)
Source: RefSeq, a predicted model, not a curated record
GGCGGUCACUUCUCCGUCUAUAUAAACAUUAGCACAGCACACCUCUUGAGAUUAAUCACUCUUGCACAUGACCGGGCACAGCGCACAUGUCUGAGCAGUCACAGUCUCGCCUAUCUGGAAUGAAAGCAGCUCAGUGAUGGAGUUCAGAGAGCUGGGAGCAGACGAGAGCUCCGAGGGCGAUACGGAGGAUCUGGAUAAUGUAAAAGCCCUGACAGAGAAACUCAAACUCCAAACGCGCAGACCGUCGUACCUAGAAUGGAAGGAGCGACUGCAGGCUCGCCCGUGGACUGAUGCCACUCACGGUUCAGAUGCGAGCAGCCCAGGAUCUGUGGAGAAGGACACCCAGCUACCCGACAUCUGGAAAGAUGGGAUGCCUUAUAAGAACAUCUGCGGCUUUGAUACUAUGGACGACGCGUUAGAGUGGCUCAGAAACGAACUGCGGGAGAUGCAGAUGCAGGAUAACCGUCUAGCACGACAGUUGAUUCGCUUACGGGGAGAGAUCCACAGGCUGAAGGUGGAGCAGGUGUGUCACCGUCACAAAGAGAUGCUGGAUGAUGCCACAUAUGAGCUGGAGGAGUGUGAGGAGGACUCGGACCUGCUGUGUGACAUCCCCAUGAAAGCCACCUUCACUCUUUCCACCCCUCUCAAACAUCUUGGUCUCACCAAGAUGAACCUAAACUCCAGACGAUUCUCUCUCUGCUGAGAGGCACGACGAGGAGAGAUGCCCCUCAAUGCACAGCUCUCACUGACACUGGAAGCCAAAUAUCUUUCAUUUCAGUGUUACAACUGGACUAUUGCAAAAAAAAAAAAAAAAAAAA